Messenger RNA from Mollisia scopiformis, 771 nucleotides. RefSeq lists its product as uncharacterized. The coding region runs from base 1 to 771 and encodes 256 amino acids. The transcript is spliced from 3 exons. The record is from RefSeq and is a predicted model, not a curated record. Lineage: Eukaryota; Fungi; Ascomycota; Leotiomycetes; Helotiales; Mollisiaceae.
AUGCCUUCGGCACAUAUACAAAACGACCUUGGUGCGAUAGCAAUCCAAAAGGAUGAAGCGCAGCGAAACCCAAUCGCCAAGACCCUACUUGUGCAAGUUGACAGCCAGACUAUUAUUGAGCGUAACAAAGUCACUUCCGAGCAAGUUUUGGGAACCGCUGAGCAAGGGUUUGUGGCUCAUGCAUCCCAAGAACCAACGACUACUAUAUCAGAAAUCGCCACUAUUUUCCUGGAAGCCAAUAUCGAGCCCAGCCCGUCCAGAAACGGAUCUCUUUUCAGAUGGAAGGGAAGAGCACCGGCCAUUGUUCAGGCUCUCAGAUCUCUUCCUGUUUCGUAUAAUCAUGCUCUCCAGUGGUAUGCUCGCCUUGCAGAAGUCCAUCUCGAAUUCGGUAACGGAUAUGACUUGGUGAGAUCUAUGAAAAAGGCAGAAUUGGAUGUGAUCACAAGCAUCAAGAUCGAUGUUCGAGAUCUUGAACCGUUCGUUUGCGAAUUCCCCUCCUGGCUGCAAUACUCGAAUAAACUCACCAAAGUCACUGUCGAACUUCCUACUGGCAUGAUGUAUUUGAGGGAGCAAACCAUGGUGGAUAAGGUAGCAGGACGGGUCUCUAAGAAGCUAAAAGUUCGACAUAAGUAUAUUGAGACACGCAUUCGUCCAAAAUUCCAUGGAGACCUAGGACGACACAAACCCCGGUUUCAUGCCUAUGUUUGGGAAUCUCCCCCCGGAAAAGUCAUGGACUGGAGUAAGAGGCUUGGUGCGGAGUACAAGAAGUGA